Messenger RNA from Octodon degus (degu), 363 nucleotides. RefSeq names its product histone H2A-Bbd type 1-like. The coding region runs from base 1 to 363 and encodes 120 amino acids. Gene Ontology annotation, molecular function: protein heterodimerization activity; DNA binding; structural constituent of chromatin. Gene Ontology annotation, cellular component: nucleosome. The record is from RefSeq and is a predicted model, not a curated record. The transcript has 2 exons. Lineage: Eukaryota; Metazoa; Chordata; Mammalia; Rodentia; Octodontidae.
AUGAGGACCACAGCUCCCCCAAAAGGAACCAUAGCCAUGCUCAGUGAUGACAAGGUUCUGAACACCCCCUCUGAUAAGAAGAGUGAAGUUCAUCAGGAAAGCCAGCAUGACAAAUUCCUGCAGAAUACCACAGGAGAACCAGCAUCUUCCAAUAGCUCCAACAGCUUCUUCCUCGCUGGCGUCCUAGAGUUUCUGACAGCUAACAUCCUGGACCAGGCUGGCAAGGAGGCUCAGGACAAGCACAAGAAACGCAUCGCCCCCCAGCACCUGGAGACCGUGAUAGAGAGCAUCCAGCAGCUCCAUCCCCUUUUGGAUGACACCACGUCUCUGCUUGACGAGAUGGUCCACAUAAAGGACAAGUGA